Lytechinus pictus (painted urchin) is the source of this 4598-nucleotide messenger RNA. Its product is annotated as glutathione hydrolase 1 proenzyme-like. The transcript has 11 exons. The record is from RefSeq and is a predicted model, not a curated record. Gene Ontology annotation, biological process: glutathione catabolic process. Gene Ontology annotation, cellular component: plasma membrane. The coding region runs from base 269 to 2086 and encodes 605 amino acids. NCBI's taxonomy places the organism in Eukaryota, Metazoa, Echinodermata, Echinoidea, Temnopleuroida, Toxopneustidae. Gene Ontology annotation, molecular function: glutathione gamma-glutamate hydrolase.
AAUCAAAGCUUUUCAUGUUUGUAUUAUUAGAUUUCAUUGGCAAGCUGAACUUCAGACUGAGAAGCAGUAGCUUUGUAAAUUGGGGCCUAACCGCGAUCCGAUACGGGAAACACACUUUUCCCCAUUUUUUCGUAUACGACAGGAAUAUUUCUUGGACUUGGAUCGACUGUCUUGAUGUUUGUUGUUUGUUCUAUAUUUGUUGUGAGUGAAACAGAAGAGAGUGAAUAACCAUUAAGGGAUCUUUAAAAAAGUUACAGUCUUUAGCAUAAUGACGUCACAAUCGACGGCCAAUUUGACGUUGUCUGAUCAGUUGGAAGGACCUUCCAUUAAACCUCUACCUCCUAAACAUGGUCUCCUAUGUUUGAUGCUCACCAUCGUCAUCUUGGCUACUGCACUAGGAUGUGGAAUAGCUGUUGGUGUGAUCUAUUACUGGAGGAGUGGACCCGAGAUUGAACCUUACACUGGCUAUAUCUUUGAGCAUGCUGCUGUGGCGAGCGAUCAAGCUCUUUGCUCAGAGACUGGAAAUGAUAUGCUGCUUAUGGGAGGUACUGCCAUUGACGCAGCUAUCGCUGGACUCCUCUGUGUGGGACUAUUGAGCAUCCACAGUGCAGGUAUAGGAGGAGGAAGCUUCAUAAUGUACUAUGACAGAGAGAACGAGACGCCGUACUUUCUAGAUUCCAGAGAAGUAGCUCCUAUUCUGGCAUCGAAAGACUUGUACGAAAAUGAAACGGACGAUGCAUCACAGAUUGGUGGUCUUGCUAUCGCAGUCCCUGGUGAAAUACUGGGAUACUGGGAGGCCCAUCAAAGGUUCGGUAGACUUCCUUGGGGAGACCUCUUCAAACCAUCCAUAGAACUUGCGCAGAAUGGUUUCGCAGUUGGUCCUGAUCUUGCAAGAACAAUAGCUCUCGAACAGUUUGUCGAGCUUGCCAUGUCUAACACUAGCUUAAGCGAAAUACUAUUAGACGAUGACGGGAGUAUUCUACAAGAGAACGAUAUUAUGUACAGACGGAAACUGGCUCAGACAUUGCGCACCGUGGCCGACGGUGGCGCUCAGGCAUUUUAUAAUGGACCACUGGCUGCUGAUAUAGCAGGAGAGAUACAAGAAAACGGAGGGAUCGUGAGUGUGGAAGAUCUUGCGCAGUAUGAAGUGCCAAUAAAAACACCUUUAAGUAUAAACAUCAGUGGUUUAACGGCUUAUGUUUGCCCUCCUCCGUGCAGCGGACCAAUCUUUUCUCUCAUUAUGAACGUAUUGGAAGGUUAUGAAUUUACUGAUGAAAGCCGGAGAUCUGUCCAAAAUGAAACACUGACCUACCAUCGAAUCAUAGAAGUGUUCAAGUUUGCCUUUGCCAAGAGGAGUGCCUUGGGUGACGAAGACUUUGUAGAUGUUGAAGAACUUGUAGCAACGUUGACGUCUCAAGACUAUGCAGAUAGCAUCCGUGAACAGAUAACCGAUGAUAGUACCCACGAUACAGAGUAUUACGAACCAUCAUUUGAAAUCGUCAAUGACGGUGGUACUUCUCACAUCGCAGUGGUAGACCAGUAUGGAAAUGCUGCUUCAAUUACUAGUACCAUCAACACGUUUUUUGGUUCGACGGUUCGAGGGACACAAACUGGAAUCUUGUAUAAUAAUGAGAUGGACGACUUCUCCAAGCCUGGGGUAUCGAAUUUCUUUGGACUGCCGCCCUCACCGUCAAACUUUAUUGAGCCUGGAAAGCGACCAAUGUCGUCAAUGACUCCUGUCAUAGUCGUGGAUGACGAUGGAGAUGUUAAGUUGGUGGUUGGUGCAGCAGGAGGGACAACCAUCACAACGGCAACAAGUCUGAUUGCCAUGGAAAAUAUCUGGUUCGGUUCAACUCUUGAAAAUGGAGGCGAAAGAAGGCGGAUUCACCAGCAACUUCUUCCUAAUCAAACCUUUUAUGAACCAGGAUUCAAUGAGGACGUUGUGGAUGGUCUGAUUGAGAAAGGUCAGGACAUGCAGCCGAUAGGAGCCGUCUACGCCAUCGUACAGGCUAUCGCUCGUUUGGAAGAUGGUUGGCUGGAAGGCUACUGUGAUAGCCGAAGAGACGGACAGCCAGCUGGAUUUUAGAAUUCUACAAAUUCUGCAAUUCUACAAAGUCGCCCUUUAUUUACUAGGUCGUACAUUAUUAUGCUUGACCCUCCUUUUUUAUAAUGGUUGCGUCAGUGUAAGUAGCCGGUCUUUUGAGUGGAUUAGUAUGUUCCUUCUUUUUAUGAAAGUAUGGUUUAUUUAAUUAUCAAACAACAUGUAUUGGCUUGAAUUUUACAGCGGGCUACUGUUCUUUGAAAAGGCAUUCAUUUCUCUGAUUCUAGUUUUUGUUUAUUUUAUUAUAUACAUAUGAAUAUUGUGUGUCUAUUUUCAAUUGAUUAUGUGUAAUUGUUUAAGAAGCUAUAUACGAUCGAACCACACCUAUCAUUGUCUUUGUAUAUUUCAGGCCCAGAUGUACGUUAUCUUGAUGUUCUUUUUUUAUGAUUUGAACAUUUCCUCGAUGAUUAUAUGGAAAAUUCACCUCAAUUAUAUUCAUUGACGUCAAUGUGAUUUUCACAUAGGGGGCAGCUCCACAAGAAGGGCCAGGGGUUUCCGCCAUCUAAUAUUUUUCAAGUAGGAAAAAAAUAAAUAAAAAGGAAGAAAAGGGUGAAAAGAAGACAGAAGAUGAGAAUACAAUGUUGAUGUAGUUUAACUAAACUUGUCCUCUUUCGCGUCUCCGACGAUAAAUGAUGUCUUCAGACAAAUACCGCAAGGUGAGUUGCGUUCUUCUAAAAUACCCUGCUCCGUUCGACACAAUGGAACAAAUGGAAUCAUCUUGCACUCAGUACUACUUUGUUUAGCUGGAAACAGUAUAAUCGACUGUAUGAUUAUACAUGAACCUCCCGUUAUAAAUUUAUUUAUUCAUUAUCAAUAUUCAACACUGAAAUCCCCAUAUGAAUUAACAACGUAAGAAUGUAUUGUAGUGAUCUGUUAUAGGACCUUUGCUUUUUUUCUCAAAACGUCGGUACACAGAACCUCUAUAACCAAAGAAUGAAACUUUCUUUAUCUUAUUUAUAGAAUUUAAGUGAAAUCAUACAAAAUGCUUGAUAUAUUAUCGUGGUCUGAGCUUUUUGUAAAGAUAUAUUAUCAGUAACUACGGGGGGGGGCAUGGGGGCACGUGCCCCCCCCCCCAAUCGGCUGGCAAAAAAACGGGGGAAAAGAGAAAAGAGGGAGAAAGGAAAAGAUACGUAGUGGGAAAGAAGAAAUUAUUAUAUUAUGUUAUAAUUAUGUUAUGUUAUAUUACAUAAGAAACAUUUUUUCAUAACUUUAUGAAACAAAAUUUGCCCAGGGCCUAUGCUUUUAUUGUUCCUGGUGCUCGCAUUGUUUGUUUAACGAGAUAUAUAAUCCUGUUGUACCAAAACCUCCCGUUUUCAAGUCAAUAUAAACCAAAUAUAUUUCCUCGCACUUCAUGUUAUUAUUGUUUUAAGUAGUGACAUAUGUUUCUCUUUCAUGACUACUUAACGUGAUUGCCCUAUAUGAAGGUAUUAAUAUGAAAUAUUGCCUGUCCGUGCUUACGUUCGCAUUAGUGGAUUAGUGAGAUAUAUCUGCUCUUCAUGAAUUUGUAAAAUCGGUCCUUAAAAUGACCCUUUUUCUGAUCUAAAUAUUUAAAAAAAAUCAGCUCGCGCUUCGCGCUCGCAUUAUUUGGUUAGUGAAAUACGUAUGGUCUUAAUUAAUUCCUACAAACAAGCCUUAGAAUGCCCCUCUACAGAUCUGAAUUUCUUUAAUUUUCAGCUCGCGCUUCGCGGGAGUGAGAUGCUUAUGUUCAUUAUGAUAACAAAGACGACAAGUGCUUCAUGUGUUUAGAUGUAUUUCUAACAAAAUCAGCAAGCGCUUGGCACGCGCAUUAGAUGACUAUGGUGAGAUAUGUAUACUCUUAAUGGAUUCCUAAAAUACAGUCCUUAAAAUGUCUCUGUUUGGGGUCAAUAUAUGCAAAACUUUCAGCUCGCGCUUCGCGCUCGCAUUGUUUGUUUAGCGAGAAAGGUACGUAUUACAAAAAUUUACUUAUAAUUUCCCUUUUUAGGUCUGAAUACCAAAAAUUUUCAGCUCGCGCUUCGCGCUCGCAUUAUUUGAACAGUGAGAUAUAUAUCCGUUUAUUGGCACUGUCCUUACAAUGCCUCUAUUAGGUCAGUACACUUUGCAACUGAGUGCGCUUUACGCGCUCAUUAAGUGACUCAAAAUUUUUGCUGGUGCCCCCCCCCCCAUGCCGUGACCCACGGGACGCCACUGUAUACUAUUAUUACUGCUCAUUGAAUAUGUUGAUCAAAAUACUUUAUGUAUCUUAUGAAUUUGUAUUGUUUCCGCUAUAUCGUACGUGUUGAGUUGGAAAUCAAGAAAAAAAAAUCCGAAGUGGAGAGAGUGGGAGGGGUUUGGAUCCAUACUUUACAAAAAAUGCUUUCAGCGGACCCCUCCCCCUUAUUACCUUUUCCAUAAUAUGCUAUAUUUUAUACUCUUUUAUUCAAAAUGUCAAUCCGUUAAUUUGUAUCUGAUUUAUAUUACUUUUUUUUAUGUUUGAAUGGAAGUAAACUAUUGGCUUGACUAUUGCUGGAACUGACAA